This is a messenger RNA of Wallemia mellicola CBS 633.66, 2647 nucleotides long. RefSeq names its product WD40 repeat-like protein. Gene Ontology annotation, biological process: ribosomal small subunit assembly; maturation of SSU-rRNA from tricistronic rRNA transcript (SSU-rRNA, 5.8S rRNA, LSU-rRNA). The record is from RefSeq and is a predicted model, not a curated record. The transcript is spliced from 5 exons. NCBI's taxonomy places the organism in Eukaryota, Fungi, Basidiomycota, Wallemiomycetes, Wallemiales, Wallemiaceae. Gene Ontology annotation, molecular function: protein binding. Gene Ontology annotation, cellular component: small-subunit processome; Pwp2p-containing subcomplex of 90S preribosome. Bases 15 to 2609 code for a protein of 864 amino acids.
GAUAAGAAGCCUCGAUGAAGAGUAAUUUUACGUUCUCUAACCUCUGUGGAACGGUAUAUAGACAAGGAAAUGUCGUAUUCACCCAGGAUGGCAACUCAGUCUUGAGUCCAGUAGGAAACAGAGUAUCCAGCUUCGAUUUGGUGAACAACCAAUCGUUCACUUACCCAUGCGAGAAUAGGAAAAAUAUCGCGAGAAUAGCUCUCAGUCCUGAUGGAAGAAUUCUCGUCACUGUAGAUGAUGACGGUAGAGCACUCCUCAUUAACGCAAAACGUCGUACUGUACUUCACCAUCACAACUUCAAAAAUCCAGUAAACGAUAUAAAGUUCUCUCCAAGUGGGAAGUUCCUCGCUGUCACUCACGGUAAUCACGUACAAGUAUGGAAGACACCUUCAUUCUUAAUUAGAGAGUUCGCACCAAUGGAGUUAUAUAGAACAUACACAGGACACUUUGACUCUAUUACGUCUAUCACUUGGUCACAAUGCUCUAGAUACUUCGUCACUUGCAGUCACGAUAUGACUGCUCGUCUCUUCACUUUAGACCCUCUGCCUGGCUUUAGACCAAAGACAUUAAGUGGACAUAAGGAUAGAGUUAUUGACGCCUAUUUCUCGAAGGAUAGCAAGUCUAUUUACACAGUAUCUAGAGAUGGUGCUGUCUUUGUUUGGACUGCAAAGGAAAGCGAAGAAGACUCUGACAGUGACGAAGAUAGUGACAGUAGUAGCAGCAGUAGCGACAGUAGCAUGGAUGAGGAUAGACAGAUUGCUGACACUAGAUGGGGUGUCUCGGCUAGACAUUACUUCAACAUGCCUGGUACAAGAGUUGUUUGCUCAACAUUCCACCAAAAUAGCUCCCUCUUGAUCGUCGGUUUCAACACUGGUGUAUUCGGUUUAUGGGAAUUACCGUCAUUCACAAACUUACACACCUUGUCUAUCUCACAAGAGAAGGUCACUUCUGUAGAUAUCAAUCCUUCCGGUGAAUGGCUCGCGUUUGGUGCUAGAAAAUUAGGACAAUUGCUCGUUUGGGAAUGGCAAUCAGAGAGCUAUGUUCUCAAACAACAAGGUCACUUUUCAGAUAUGAAUGCGGUAGCCUAUGCACCUGAUGGUCAAUUAGUCGCAACUGGUGGUGAUGACGGAAAAGUCAAAUUGUGGAAUUUGUCAUCCGGUUUUUGUACCGUUACGUUUAGCGAUCAUACUUCUGCAAUCUCACAAGUAGAGUUUGCGAAACAGGGUAGAAUCCUCUUUUCUGCUUCAUUAGAUGGUACGGUGAGAGCAUACGAUCUUAUCCGUUAUAGAAACUUCAAAACAUUCACAUCACCAACACCAACUCAAUUCAGUUCAAUGACAGUUGAUGACUCCGGAGAGGUCCUUGCUGCAGGUUCUAUCGACUCAUUUGAGAUCUUCCUAUGGUCUGUGCAAACUGGUAAACUUAUGGAUGUUAUGUCAGGACACCAAGGCCCAGUCUCUGGAUUAUCAUUCGGACCAGGCGGUGCCCAAUUAGCCUCAUCUUCAUGGGAUAGAACUAUUAGAGUAUGGGAUAUAUUCAGAAGAGCGAGAACGGUUGAUCCAUAUUCACUCAACUCUGAUGCCUUGACUGUAACUUUCAGACCAGACGGUAAGGAGUUGGCUGCGUCUACACUUGAUGGUCAAAUACAAUUCUGGUCAUUGGAGGACGACAAACAAACAGGUGUUAUUGAAGGUCGUAAAGAUAUCUCCGGAGGUAGAAAACAAGAUGACAGGAUAACGGCAGCCAAUAACUCGUCCGGAAAAUGUUUCAACAGUUUGUGUUACACUGCUGAUGGCAAUUACAUUUUAGCAGGUGGUAAUAGCAAGUAUGUGCUGCUUUAUGAUGUUAAGGAAGGCGUCUCAUUGAAGAAGUUCCAAAUUUCAGAGAACUUGUCAUUAGAUGGAACACAAGAGUUCCUGGACAACAGAAUGCAAUUAGAUGAUGGUAGCAACAUUCCAACUGGACCAAAAGGUGACGAAAGUGACUUGGAAGAUCGCCUUGAUGUUUCACUUCCAGGUGCUCAAGGUGGUGAUCUGUCUAAGCGCAAGUAUAGACCAGAAAUCAGAACAAAAUGCGUUAAGGUAUCGCCAACUGGACGUACAUGGGCGACUGCAUCAACUGAUGGUUUAAUUGUCUACUCUCUUGAUGAAAGUGUCUUGUUCGAUCCAUUUGAUUUAGAUAUCGACUUGACGCCAGAAAGUGUUGCAAAGACAGUCAGCAAAGGCGACUAUCUUGUUGCUCUUGUUAUGGCGUUCAGAUUGAAUGAUGAAAAAUUGGUCGAGAUGGUAUACACUAGUACACCACCAGCCGAAAUCAAAUUGAUAGUAAAGCAACUCCCGUUGGUAUACGUUGAUAAACUUGUGAUGUUUAUUGGUAAACACAUGGAGAGAAGUGUUCACUUGGAAUUUGAUCUCAUUUGGGUAUCUUCAUUGUUGAGUUAUCACGGAAGAACAUUACGUUCACGUCAAAUUGAAUUCGCUACCCCAUUGAGGAGUGUCCAAAAAGGAUUAGUGGAUUGGCAGAAGGGUAUCACCGCAUUAUGCGAAGAGAACGAAUUCACUAUGGAAUAUUUAUUGUCACAACCACUAGAAAUAGACGAUGCAUUGUAAAAACUACUGAUUUAUUAAUUUAUAUCUACCUUUAUCUU